AUGUCGGUUCCGAACUUCAGCAAGCCACUCUGUACCUGGCCUUUGCAUCCGGGUUCAACAUCAUGCUCUGAGCCGAGUUUCCUAUACUGGCCACUCCUGAUGCUGGUUGUGAUUCUAACCUGUGGUCUUUCUGUGGUGUCUGUCAUGGGUAACGCUCUCUGGAUCGCAGCGUACGCCAAGACACCAGCUCUUCAAACUCCUCUGAACAUGUGCUUGCUAAGCUUGGCAUCAGUGGGCCUGUUUAAUGGUGUCGUAAUGCAGCCGCUGAUCAUAUCAGACGCUAUAUUCUUCCUGGUAUGUCCUUCGAUAACUUGUUCACUGGAACAUAUCGUCACUGGUAUAGUGACCUUAGUAGCCGAUAGCACUUUACAGAACAUCGCUGUUAUCUCUAUCGAUCGCUACAUAGCGAUUCUUAAGGGUGCGCGGUAUUUGCAAUUGGUGACCAAAAAGCGUAUCGUCAUUGCUUUUGGUACAUACGCGCUAUUUCGCGUGUUUUUAAGCGUAUGUGUUUUCACAGGAAUGAUUGAUUAUCUGGCGCUGGUAAUCGUGUCAGUAGUUUUCAGCAGUGUAAUUGUACUUUUCACUUGUGUAAGGAUUAUUUUUCGUAUUCGUCGUCUUAGAAGUGUCGUUGUCGGACCAAAUCCAAGCCCGGAAGAAGAAAGAAGACGAGUUCAUGAGAGAAAAAUUACAAAAACAUUCGGCGUAUUAGUAGCAAUGUUUAUCUUAUGUUUUGCUCCAGCCAUGGGCUACUACUUCGUCUUAGAAUCGAUUGUUGUCGACCCAGUACUUCGUGCCAUAGUUUGGCGUUUCAUUGAGGUAAUAAUGAUGUUGAACGCAGUUUUGAACUUUGCUGUUUAUUUUUGGCGGCACGGAGAGAAGCGAGUCGCCGUUCGGAAAGUCAUCAGCGACGCUUACGCUGCAAUUAAGGGUUGUAAUUGUCAUUAG
Messenger RNA from Stylophora pistillata, 945 nucleotides. RefSeq lists its product as uncharacterized. The record is from RefSeq and is a predicted model, not a curated record. NCBI's taxonomy places the organism in Eukaryota, Metazoa, Cnidaria, Anthozoa, Scleractinia, Pocilloporidae. Gene Ontology annotation, cellular component: membrane. Gene Ontology annotation, molecular function: G protein-coupled receptor activity. Gene Ontology annotation, biological process: G protein-coupled receptor signaling pathway.